AGAAUCAACAACAAACAUGUUCGCUAAAAUCUUGGCUGUUUCCGCAUUGGUAGCUUGCGCUCAAGCUGGAGUCUUCGAACUUGGACAUGGACAACAUGCUAGUUCUUACUCUUCCAUCAACCAACAUGUAGCACCAGUUGCCCACUACGCCGCCCCAGUUGCUCAUUAUGCCGCCGCCCCAGUAGCACAAUACGCCGCCCCAGUUGCCCACUAUGCUGCCGCUCCAGUUGCCCACUACGCCGCCCCAGUCGUCAAGGCCGUUCACCAAGAAGUAUAUGCUGAUACCCACCCACAAUAUUCUUACGAAUACGGUGUACAAGACGCCCAUACCGGUGACGUAAAGAACCAACACGAAGAACGCGAUGGAGAUGUUGUCAAGGGAUACUACACCUUGGUCCAACCUGAUGGUGUUACCCGUACCGUUCACUACACCGCUGACUCCCACAACGGUUUUAACGCUGAAGUUGAAUACAAGGGAGAACCAAUCGUCCAAAAAGCAGUAGUAGCCAAGACCAUCGUAGCUGCUCCAGUUUACAACGAGCACUGGAGCAGCUACUACAACUUUCACAGGAACUAUUGUUUUGUGCACUAUUGGAAUUCCCUUGUAUUCGACGUUAGCGUUGAAACCAUGGUGUGCAUCAGAUGUGUAAUGGACAACACGAGUAACACCAUCAGGUUGGACCAACAUGUAGAAUCCCUUGACGAUAUCACCGUGGCGUUCUUCGUCUUGGACUCCGUAUUCAAAAUAAUAAUGCGCAGGAAUAUCAAUGUAAACUUCCUUCUUGAUAACAGGAGCUUCAUCAUGCGACCCUAUAGGGGCAACAAUGUGAGCUACUGGUGUAGCAUGUUACUAUUGGAGUCACAGGAACUAUGGAAGUUGCAUAAACUACUGGUCAUGCAUAUUUUGGCUAUUUCUGCUGUCGUAGCUUUUGCUCAAGGUGGAGUUAUCAAUCUUCAUCACGAUGCUCAUGCCACAUCUUUCUCCUCCCUUAAUUUUGGAGUUCCGGUCGCACAUGUUGCUCCAGUAGCUGCAGUAGCUCACGUUGCUCCACUUGCUCAUGUAGCACCAGUAGCUCAUAUCACACCCGUUGUUGCUAAAGUUGUAGCUCCAGUCAUCAAGAAGGAAAUUUACGCUGAUGUUCCAGCUCAUUACUCUUACGAAUAUGGAGUUAAAGAUUCCCACACCGGAGACAUCAAGGACCAUCAUGAAGAACGCAAUGGUGAUGUAGUUAAGGGAUUCUACACUCUGGUCCAACCUGAUGGUGUCACCCGUACCGUCCAUUACACUUCCGAUGCUCACAAUGGUUUCAACGCCAACGUUGAAUAUAAAGGAGAACCCAUUGUACAAAAGGCUGUAGUAGCUAAGGCCAUCGUUCCAGUCAAAGUAACUGCUCCAGUUUAUCAUGCUUACCACCACUAA
This is a messenger RNA of Nicrophorus vespilloides, 1420 nucleotides long. RefSeq lists its product as uncharacterized. The record is from RefSeq and is a predicted model, not a curated record. Gene Ontology annotation, cellular component: extracellular matrix. Lineage: Eukaryota; Metazoa; Arthropoda; Insecta; Coleoptera; Silphidae. Bases 17 to 1420 code for a protein of 467 amino acids. The transcript has 4 exons.